AUGUAUUAUUGGUACGAUGUUCGAGGACACGCAGAGAACGGCGAACAGACCACGUGGGUGUGGGACCAGAACCAGAUUGACUAUGUCCAGCAUAACGUCUCUGGCCAAGUCAACGUCGACAAGGAAACACUCAGCCUCGCGCUAGUCACCAUGGGAAACUAUAUCCUUGAGAUGGCAGCACGGCGACACCAUCGUCCGUACAGUGUGUUGCAGCAAGGCCAGUGGGCUGCUAUGCUUGAUCAGGUCCGCCAGCAAUUCAUCGACAGGUUCGAUUGGCAGCAUUUCGACGUAGCUACCAUGCCCACACAAUGGCGGGACGAACUUCGCGACUCAUCGCAGGACAUGUUCAUUCCGUUUCUGGGUUUGCACAGAGACAAUGUGACCGUCAAUCUUGCGGAUUGGGCGCCAUACCAGCAGGACCUCAUGAUUUUGUUGGAGUACCUGGCAUAUGCUGCUUGGGCAGAGGAGCGGAGACGGAGCGAAGAACGGGAUUCUCAUAUGGUGGAUAACGAUGAGUAA
This is a messenger RNA of Lecanosticta acicola, 519 nucleotides long. Lineage: Eukaryota; Fungi; Ascomycota; Dothideomycetes; Mycosphaerellales; Mycosphaerellaceae. The record is from the annotation of a GenBank genome assembly.